GCAAACACGAUUUUUCUGGAACGUACACGAUUAUCCUUUCACUUACUUUAAAUACAUCACGAUUAGUCAGAAAAACGAAACGAAGAAAAGAGUUACAAAGUUACCUGUAUACGAUCUCAUUUUGAUCUCCCAAGUUUCAAAUCUCGCGAAUAAAUAUAUCAAAAGAUGUCUCUGAUUCCAAGUAUUUUCGGUGGCAGAAGGAGCAACGUGUUCGAUCCUUUCUCCCUCGACGUGUGGGAUCCCUUCAAGGAUUUUCAUUUUCCCACUUCUCUUUCUGCUGAAAAUUCUGCAUUUGUGAACACUCGUGUGGAUUGGAAAGAAACCCCAGAAGCACACGUGUUCGAGGCUGAUAUUCCAGGGCUGAAGAAGGAGGAAGUGAAGGUGCAGAUUGAAGAUGAUAGGGUUCUUCAGAUAAGCGGAGAGAGGAACCUUGAGAAGGAAGACAAGAACGAUACGUGGCAUCGCGUGGAGCGUAGCAGCGGCAACUUCAUGAGGAGGUUCAGGUUGCCGGAGAAUGCUAAAGUGGAGCAAGUGAAGGCUUCUAUGGAAAAUGGUGUUCUCACAGUUACCGUUCCCAAAGAAGAGGUUAAGAAGCCUGAUGUUAAGGCCAUUGAAAUCUCUGGUUAAACUUGUUGUUGCUGAAAAUCGUGAGCUUUGCUUUGUGUAAUAACUAAUAAGUAUUCUCUGUCAUGUGUUCCUGUGGUGAAUUUUGAGAAUUGAAAGAUUUUACAUUGUGAAAUGUAACUGCUUAAGUGGUAAUUGUGUGCUUGUGUAAUUCAUGUGAAUAAAGUCCAGCCUUCAGAAAAUACUAUAAUUUUGCUAUAUCACAAGUGUCUGAUAUGUGAUGUAGACAAAAAAAUAGAUCGUGUAAUGUGAAUUGUAAUUGGCCUAUAGUGUGCAUUUGUUAUAGCCGAGAGACUUUCUCUCUAUGUUCAUAAACUCCACCUCCCAGUAAGUGUAUAAUAUUCCAUCUUAAUAAUGAAAAUAAAUAGACGAUUUAGUGUGUUCCCAUGCA
Messenger RNA from Glycine soja, 1015 nucleotides. Its product is annotated as 17.5 kDa class I heat shock protein. Lineage: Eukaryota; Viridiplantae; Streptophyta; Magnoliopsida; Fabales; Fabaceae. The transcript has a single exon. Gene Ontology annotation, biological process: response to hydrogen peroxide; response to heat; protein complex oligomerization. The coding region runs from base 166 to 627 and encodes 153 amino acids. The record is from RefSeq and is a predicted model, not a curated record.